AACGGAGCUGUUUCCGUAGCAACUGACAACGUAACCGUUAACAGUAGCAGUCCAACCGCUUUGCUCCUCAAUAGCUUUUAAUCUUUCAUCGUGUAUGCGUCGGAGUUGAACUUCCACUCGGUUUACUUUGCCUAUUGGCAACGUUACGUCUGCGGAACACGGAGAAGCAACAGGCCGACCAAGAAAUGGACAAUCAAAAGCAAGAGGCAGCGGCCGCCUUCAAGGCUUUCAUGCUUAAAACUAGCACCAAAAGCAACCUAAAUCUCUAUGACCACCUCGCACGUUUGCUGACCAAGGUGAUGGACGAGCGUCCGCCGAAUGCUGUUGACGUGAUCGAAGAUCUGAGCUUCCGCGUGAAAAGGGAAUUACUGCCCGACUUCCAAAGCACCUUGCGGGACUUGUCGCUGUCUACAGUCGCUCAGCUAUUGGCCGAACAGCAGCGAUUGCUUUUUUCGCGAGUAGACGAACGUGGCGAACAAGACGAAGAACUGAUUGAAAGCCCUCUUCCAAAUGUGAAUGAGAUAAGCUUCUUCCUGGAGCAGGCUGGGGUGGCCCUGGGCGGCAGAGAAGAGAUGCAGAGGAUCUUUCUUGCCCUAAAGCAGCUUGUUGAUUCCCAACCCUUGCAGCGAUGCCGGCUUUGGGGCAAGGUCAUGGGCACGGAGAGCCAUUAUAUAGUUGCUGAGGCAGAAUACAGGGAAGGUGAUGAAGAGGAGGAACAGAGUCCAGAGGAAGCACCGGAAAACGAAGAGAGGGAUGCUGAUGUGGACGACGAGAAGGAGGGUGCAGAAGAGGGCAUUGCACUACUACCACAAUCGACCUACAAACCCCCGCCGGCAGCUCCAAAAGAGGCCAAUGGCACGGGGGUCAACAAGUAUGUGUACUAUGUGUGCACGGAGCCCGGCCUACCCUGGGUCAAACUGCCCCCAGUGACCCCGGCGCAGAUCAAUGCCGCUCGCCAUAUCCGCAAAUUCUUCACCGGCCGGCUGGACGCCUUGAUCUGCAGCUACCCGCCCUUCCCCGGCCACGAGGCCAACUACCUCCGAGCUCAGAUCGCCCGGAUCUCUGCGGGCACCCAGGUCAGCCCGCAGGGCUUCUACCAGUUCAGGGAGGAGGAAGAGGAGGAGGAGCCGGACGCGCCGCGCAACAGCUACGAACAGAACCCCGACUUUGAAGGGGCGCCCAUCCCCAAAAUGGCGGAGUCCAUGUCCAACUGGGUGCACCAUGUUCAGCAUAUCCUAAAGCAGGGCCGCUGCACCUGGGUGAACCUGGCCGCCAAGCCAGAGGAGGAGCUGGAUGAGGACGGGGAGGCGGAGGAAAAGGAGGAGGAGCCUGACGAGCCCGACCCGGAGGUGGGUCCGCCCCUCCUCACACCGCUGUCCGAGGAUAAAGAAAUACGAGACACCCCCCCGUGGAGCGCCAAGAUGUCCUCUACCCUCAACCCUCAGUACGCGGUGGCCGUGCUGCGCUCCAACCUCUGGCCAGGGGCUCAUGCAUACGCCUGUGGAAAAAGGUUUGAGAACAUAUACGCGGGCUGGGGGCUCAAGUGCGCCGGGGGGUUCUACAUGCCGUCUCUACCCCCGGCGCCGCAGAGCGAGUACCCCAGCGGGCCCGAGAUCACAGAGGCCCUGGAUCCAAGCCUGGAGGAGGAGCAGACCCUCAAGGCGACCCUGGAGCUGCAGCAGGCGGCCCAAGAGGAGCUGGAGAGCCUGGAGGGAGACGAGGACGAGGACGACUGAUCGGGAGGAAGCGAAACGUCUGAGGAAAAAAAUGGUUGACGGUUUGUCGGACACAAAAAAUAUGUUUGCUACAGCAUUUUCUUUCCAGAUAAAAGAUAAGUGAGACAAAGAAGGAUGUAUCAGUGGUCAAUGCGGGGGUGCAUGGUUUAGGAACCCAGAGCAAGUUAAAAGCAGGUUUGUAUGAAAGACAAACAUACAGAUUAGUUUAAAGUAAGUGGCAUUCACACAGCAAUAACUCAUUUUAAAUAGGUUGUUGCGUUCAAUAUACCUUGUUGACCCUCCAAUGGAUGAAAGGUUUGCUCAAAGACAGUAACAAAGCAGCAAAAAUAACAGAAAUGAAACUAGUAUCCUUCCCUUUUCUGGUACACAGGAAGUGAGUCACAAACAUUUUAAAUGAAUAGACCUCACCUUCACAUUUCACAUUUAUUAUAUAUCCUGGUAUACAUAUCAUUUUCAAAUGAAGGCUUACAAAAGGCAGACAAUUCGAUCAAGCAUCCAUACAUAAACAUACCGACACACACUUAUCGACCAGACAAGUGUGUGUCAGUGAAUCUGUGACGAUUACUGUCUUAAUUUCCGCAUUUGAAAUUCCCCCAAUAGAUCAUAUCAUCUGAAGUGUUUUAGCAACUGGUCUAUUGUAGAUGAAUGGCUGGCUAUUGUUGUAGACAUUGAUGGAUACACCAGGACCAUCUCAACGUCUAGAAUGCAUUUUUGUAAAAGCGGAUGGCAUGACGCAUAAAGCUUUGAAACAUGAAUUGAUUAAACAAGUACAAACAGC
Gadus morhua (Atlantic cod) is the source of this 2514-nucleotide messenger RNA. RefSeq names its product radial spoke head component 4A (gene rsph4a). Gene Ontology annotation, cellular component: radial spoke; axoneme. NCBI's taxonomy places the organism in Eukaryota, Metazoa, Chordata, Actinopteri, Gadiformes, Gadidae. Gene Ontology annotation, biological process: cilium assembly; axoneme assembly; cilium movement involved in cell motility. Bases 186 to 1736 code for a protein of 516 amino acids. The record is from RefSeq and is a predicted model, not a curated record. The transcript is spliced from 7 exons.